Diabrotica virgifera virgifera (western corn rootworm) is the source of this 6611-nucleotide messenger RNA. Its product is annotated as gastrula zinc finger protein XlCGF57.1-like. The transcript is spliced from 2 exons. Bases 94 to 1650 code for a protein of 518 amino acids. NCBI's taxonomy places the organism in Eukaryota, Metazoa, Arthropoda, Insecta, Coleoptera, Chrysomelidae. Gene Ontology annotation, cellular component: nucleus. The record is from RefSeq and is a predicted model, not a curated record. Gene Ontology annotation, molecular function: RNA polymerase II cis-regulatory region sequence-specific DNA binding; DNA-binding transcription factor activity, RNA polymerase II-specific. Gene Ontology annotation, biological process: regulation of transcription by RNA polymerase II.
UUGAUUGUGCUUCUUGUUUGUGAAAUUGUUGUCAGCAAACUUAAAAUAAAUAUAUUAAUUUCUGCUUCUGCAAUACAAUACCAAUCAAAUCAAAUGGAAGUUAAACAAGAAGUUAUGGAGGAGACGUGUAAAAUAGAAGUAGAUCAUAAUGAGUUGAAUGAUGUUCUUCUGGAUACCUUUAAAUCUGAGAUUAAGGAAGAGCCUCAAAGUGAAACUACACACCAUUCAUUUGAUUAUUUAAACUCGGAGGAAUAUCCCUUGAAGACAGACGUAAAACAGGAUGAAGAUAAACUGUGUCCCCUUGAAGUUAAACAAAGUUUCAUAUGUGAAGAUACACCAACCGAUGAAUGCAACGAAUUAAAAGAUCACAUAAGUAAGCAAAUGACCCAAUGUACAACUGCCAUAAAGAAAGUGAAAGCUGUAGAAAGACGUUCUCAAGAAAAACAACUUGAAUGUGAAAUAUCCCCCAAACAGUUUUCAACUAGUUCUUAUUUGAAAGUUCAUAUGAAGAUGCACAGUGGAGAAAACCUGUUUGAAUGUGAAAUAUGCACCAAAAAGUUUUUAAGAAGUUCUACUUUAAAAGAACAUAUGAGAGUGCAUACUGGUGAAAAACGUUUUGCAUGUGACAUAUGUACCAAACAGUUUUUAAGAAGGUUUACUUUAAAAGAACAUAUGAGAGUGCAUACUGGUGAAAAACGUUUUGCAUGUGACAUAUGUACCAAACAGUUUUCACACAAACCUCACUUAAAAGUUCACAUGAUGACGCACACUGGGGAAAAACCUUUUGGAUGUGUAAUAUGUUCCAAGCAGUUUUCACAUAAUUCUCAUUUAAAAAGACAUAUGUCAACGCAUUCCCAAGAAAAACAAUUUGAAUGUGAAAUAUGUUCCAAACAGUUUUUAAGCAGUUCUUAUUUAAAAUUGCAUGUAAAAUGGCACACUGGUGAAAGACCAUUUAGAUGUGGAAUAUGCACCAAACAGUUUUCAUACAACUAUUCUUUAAAAGCUCAUAUGAAGAUGCACACUGGGGAAAAGCAAUUUGAAUGUGAAAUAUGUUCCAAACAGUUUUCAAACAGUUCUUAUUUAAAAUUACAUAUGAGAGUGCAUACUGGGGAAAAACCUUUUGCAUGUGAAAUAUGUUCCAAACAGUUUUCACAAAAUACUCAUUUAAAAGACCAUAUGUCAACGCAUUCUCAAGAAAAACCAAUUGGAUGUAAGAUAUGCUCUAAACGGUUUUCACGCACUUCUUCCUUAAAACGACAUAUGGCAAUUCACACUGGAAAAAACCUAUUUGAAUGUGAAAUAUGCACCAAACAGUUCUCAACUAGUUCUUAUUUAAAAGUUCAUAUGAAUAGGCAUGCAUAUAUGAGAGUGCAUACUGGGGAAAAACCUUUUGCAUGUGAAAUAUGUUCCAAACACUUUUCACAAAAUACUCAUUUAAAAGACCAUGUGUCAACGCAUUCUCAAGAAAAACCAAUUGGAUGUAAGAUAUGCUCUAAACGGUUUUCACGCACUUCUUCCUUAAAACGACAUAUGGCAAUUCACACUGGAAAAAACCUAUUUGAAUGUGAAAUAUGCACCAAACAGUUCUCAACUAGUUCUUAUUUAAAAGUUCAUAUGAAUAGGCAUGCAUACAAGACAAAGUCGAUUUGAAUGUGAAAUAUGUUCCAAAAACAGCUUUCAUGUAAUAGUCCUGUCGCGGGGUUUGGGGGGGGGGGGGGUUACAACGGUCUCCUUUAUUCAGAUGGACGUACCCAAGUUUUUUUUAUGUAUAGUGACCCGUAGAACACGAAUUUUUUGGGUAACAGUUGAUCCGGAUGUCGGUAAGAUUUUUAUAAACAAAGAAAUUGAGGAAUUACAUAACAGCGAUUUUUCGCAAAACAAAACAUGUUGUAUUUCUUGGGCCAUUCUAAGCAAAACAUGUUAUUACAAAUUUUUUCAUAGGAUUCAUAGAUUUCGAGAUAAACGCGGUUAAACUUUCAAAAAAAUAAAAUAGCAAUUUUGCUUACCGGAUUUGAAAGUUAAAGUCAAAUUCUAUCUGUUUUGAUUAUUUAUUUCCAUUGCUAAAAAUUAAUUUUUUUAUUGUUAAACAAAGCUGUAAACACAUAGUGCUUGAUUGAUGUUUUCAAUGCAUUUCUCAUUUAAAAUCGAACGAGUAGGCGAGCCUACAAACAGGCAGUUUCUACGUAGCAUGCAUUAAAACGCAUGCCUUGGGCACGGGAAACACUCUUUGUCUAUAGCAUUGUUUGGCAAUAAAAAAAUUAAUUUUUAGCAAUGCAAAUAAUCAAAACCGGCAUAAUUUGUCUUGAACAUUCAAAUGCGGUAAGCAGAAUUGCUAUUUUAUUUGUUAAUCAAAAGUUAUUCGGGUUCAAAAAUUAAAAUUUUUCGAUUUUUUUUAAAGUUCAACCGCGUUUAUCUCAAAAACUAUGCAUCCUACGAAAAAACUUGUAAGAACAUGUUUUGCUUAGAAUGACCCAAACAAUAAAAAAAAAAUGUUUUUGCGAAAAAUCGCUGUUAUGUAAUUCCUCAAGUACUUUGUUUAUAACAAUCUUAUCUGCAUCCGGAUCAACUGUUAUCCAAAAUUUUUAUGUUCUACGGGUCAAAAAAAAUAAAAAACUUGGGUAAGUCCAUUUGAAUAAAGGAGGCCGUUGUACCCAAUCCAGCGACAGGAUUAUAGUUCUUCUUUAAAAGUUCAUCUGAAAAUGCACACUGGUAAAAAACAAUUUGAAUGAGCAAUACGCACCAGACAAUUUUCAUACAGUUCUUUAAAACAACAUGGAUGUACACAGUGAAGAUAAUCUUCUUCAGUGUGAAAUAUGGGCCAAACAUUUUGUAACAAAAGAAUCUAAAAGAGCAUGUGAGCAACACCGCACAUACGACGAUUUAAUGGAUUUACGCAGCUGUUACGGUUUUUUUAAACCUUCACAAUUCAUUUAUAUGUGUUGGACUGAAAGAUGUUUAAAUGCUUUAAAACCUCCUGGUUACGCCUAUGGUAGUUAGUAUGAAAUGGUUGGUUCGUUCGCAAAAUGGGUCUGUUGAGUUGUUUUAGGAAUGUCUGAUAACAGAACUGUGUGUGUCUUUUUCUGGCUCACGGUCUUUGUGUAGGUUCUUGUCGCGUAACUGAGUCAACCAUGGUGUACUUCGAUGUUCGUUUGGGGAUCGAAUGACAUUGAGGUAAGACGGAUGACAUCCGGUCUGUCCAUCUUGGUUUUUGGUCUUGACGACACUGCUCAGGAUUGCAGAAUUAAGCUGUGUUUGCUAAUCCUUUUUCCAUCGGUGAGAAAAUACUGCCCAAGUUGUAACGGAACGUUACUUGAUGAAAAUAUUUUUAUUAAAAUCAUAAUUAAAUUUAAUCGUUGUAAAAUGCUACUUUUCUAUCUGGCAACAUCGCCAACACCGCAUAUUAGUUCCACGAGUAGCCACUGUCGCUAGUACCAAGGACUGUCAAAAUUUUUAAAAAGUUACUGUUAGCUUAAUCUUCAAAGAAGAAAGACUUACGCCCGGUUUCCGAAAGGAUGAUCAUCUCAAAAAUUAUGUAAUCGACGAUUAACAAUAGAUUAAAUGCGUCAGAAACGUCAAACAAACUAGUUUUAACAACAGUCGAUCACCUGACAAAAGAUUAAUCGUUAGUUAACAGCCGAUCAUGAGUGUUUUGAGUCUGCGAAAGGUCGAUUAACCAGUUUCGCUUGUUAAACGGCGGUAAAAAUGGACUGUUACCUAAUCUGCGACUAUCCGUCGAUUAACGGGCUGUUAAGAGUUUUUUUAGUUUUUUAAUUACUGUAAUUAACAAAUUCCGGGAAAAAUUGUCAAAUAACACAUAUCGAUGGCUUAGUGUGAAAACCUCGUGUCUCAUUUUUUUUCGAAAAUGACAUUUUGGUGGUUUUAGUUUGAAAACCUUGUAUCUCACGAUUUACAACUGUUAGAAAAAAUCCAAAUACACUAGACUAUUUUCUACAGCCGAAAAAAGAAACCACGUAUAUCAAUUGCUCUCUUGAUUUAGUGUGAAUACCACGUAUAUUUAUAACCAAGAGUUUGGUACUUAAUUUGGAGCAUUUGUUUGAGAGAUUCGACUUGGAGAAAUGUUUUUUGUGAACAGCAAAAGGUAGUCCUGUGUACAGAAACAUUUUAUAAACCUUAAAUUAAACGAUUUGUACUGUAUCAACCUAGUAUUUGGAGGUGUGCAAUAAGCUCUGAAAAAUGAAAACCUCGUAAAUAAUAUUAAACACAACCUCAUUUAAGAUGAAAAACACGUAUAUCAAGGUAUACGAGGUUAUCAUAGUUACUUGGGCAAAGGCUUUAUAUACUGCAAGGAUAUUUACGUGUUUUUCAUAGUUAAUAUUUGUAUUUCCAAUUUAAUAGCAACAUUUAACACUUUUAGCUCUAGGCCAAUAUCAGAUAUUUAUCUCAAUGUGCUCGAAUUAAAAAUAUGUAGCGGUAAUUUUUGUUUUUAGGUUAUAUUAUGCAGAAAAUCAGUUUUUUGCCUCUCCUGUAAAAUUGUAAUUUAAUGAGAUACGAGGUUUUCACACUAAGCCAUCGAUAUGUAAAUGAUAUAAAUCAUUUUAUUCAAUAAAAAUAAGAUUUUUUUAUGGAAGAAAUAAUUUAAAAUAUUUAUUUAACUUGCAGAACAUGGAUUAUCUCGGACAUUUUUUAUAUUUGAUUAUAUAAUUUAUAUUUUUUUUCUUUUAAAAAUGCAAGGUAACAAGGAUGCUAGACUCAUGGAGCUAUUUUUUGAGAAGCCAGAGCUCUAAAAAGCAGAACAUAAUGAUUAUAGCGAUAUAAAUAAGAGGGAAAACGUGUGAGAAAUUAUAGCAGCCAAGUUUGAAGACAAUAAAACAGCCGGUAAAUAAAUUAAAAAUAAAUAUAAAAAGUAAAUAUAUAGACCAAAAAUAAAAAUAAGAUUAUAAAAUAUUAUAGAUCAUAAAUAAACUGUUUUAUAUCUCCAACUUUCGUCACAAUACCUAGCCUCAUUUUUAAAAUGCCCUCGUUCAAUUCUUGCUCCAAACAAAAGUGACAGUACGUAAGGGAGAAUGCACCUUUAGAAUCUAAAGAUACAAGUUUGGAUUUAGAGGUUAAUAUAAUUGAAAUUUUGAAGGAUAACAGCCAAUUGUGACAGUAUCGCUACCAAAUCGUAUGUCAGAUGAUCAUGCAAUUUUACAAUAAUUGGCGUUUGAGAAACCCAUCACAGGUUAACAGUUGAUCAAAUCUGACAGCCGAUUAGAUGAUCGGAGAUUUGAAUAACGUUUCGGAAACCGGCUGUUACAUUUCCAAGUGGCCGAUGGCUGUUUGAAAAAAAAAGGAAAUCUGAUUUUAGUUAUUACUUUAAUGGAAAAUAUAUGUGAAUUUAGUUGAAGGAGGAAAAAGUGUUGUUUUGGUUAUUGGUUUUAAGAAGAAAAGUAUAUUAAUUUGGUAGAAUUUGGACAAUCGCUGUCGGGUGAGUUAUCUUAGAGUUCAUUCAUAUAGGAAGCCAUAUUGAUGACCGGAAAAUUUAUAAUUUUCAUAAAUUCUUUUCAUUUCUUCUUGUCAUUAUUAUAUAUUUCGACUAACUAUUUAUAGAUACAACUUCUAAUAUCAUUCUCAGCUUCAAGUAGACAUGUUUCUAUAUAAAAUUCCAUAAAGUUAUUCAAGGUCAAGUUGUACCUAGGUUUUUGUAAACAAGAAAAACAAUACUUCUUUAAAUCGAUCCUGACCAGUUUUUAUUGGAGGUUUAACUCCCAACUUACUUCCUGUUUCCAUAAGAUUGAUUACCCAAAUUAACAAUGGGUUUGUAUAUUUUAGCCACUUGGAAACACUUACAUAUUUUCAUCCCAAGACCAUCAGGGGAUGAUUAAGGGGAUCUAGCAGCAGUCACUGGGUACCAUAGGAUGGAAUCAUCUUUUUGACUUCAGUCAUUAGUUAUCAUUUUUUUUUGGACAUUGGGAAAGGACGUUACGUUAGUUUGGUGUUGGACAGUGAUUUAAGUAUUAUUUUUUUUAUUAUUAUCAAAACAUUAAUUUUUAAAUAGUAGGGACAUUAAACAUCUAUUAAAAAAUCAGAUUAAAUAAGUUUAUAUUAUACUUCAUUAAGUUUAUAUUUAACAUAAUUUCCAAACAAAAACAAAAGAAACAAUUUAAAUAUUUUAAAUUUUUUAAUAAUAUUAAUACUUCCUCUUCAAGGCUUAAAAUUUUGCAUAUUUUCUUUAAUCAAUUUAUUUCUUUUGUUUAUUUUCUCAACUGUGAAGGCAACUAUCCGGAGAAAAUUUGGUAAUUUUUUUAUAUAUAUCAUAACUAAUUAACCUUGGCUUUCGUCCCCCUCUGGGUAGAUUGACCAUUUAACUUGCUAUUAUUAUUGUAACCGCACGUGAAGAUAAGGAGUUCUAUCUCGAGUAGCGUGUCGGUUCAUUUUUGUAUCAUAAAUUGGAUUUGCCAUUUCAAACCAAUUUUUAGGGUUGGACUUUGUUCCUCUUGCAUUUAAACUUUACUCUAGCUGGAGACUGUAGAGUGUACAUACUAUGUUAGUAAAAUAUUUUGUGGGUUAAUUUUAGGGUAUACGUUAUUGGUAUACUAAUUUAUUGUACCGGGUGUCCCAAUAAGAAUGGCUCUCGGCCAUAUCUCAGGAACCGUUUAUAGUAGAGCUUU